Molecule: messenger RNA, 2726 nt
Organism: Mangifera indica (mango)
Lineage: Eukaryota; Viridiplantae; Streptophyta; Magnoliopsida; Sapindales; Anacardiaceae
Product: ribosome biogenesis protein BOP1 homolog
Exons: 18
Coding region: 150-2426 (758 amino acids)
Biological process (GO): maturation of LSU-rRNA from tricistronic rRNA transcript (SSU-rRNA, 5.8S rRNA, LSU-rRNA); ribosome biogenesis
Cellular component (GO): preribosome, large subunit precursor; PeBoW complex
Molecular function (GO): ribonucleoprotein complex binding; protein binding
Source: RefSeq, a predicted model, not a curated record
CUGAAACAAUCGUUGCCUCCAUAUCUCACAGCCCUAAAACCCUAAAUAUACCUCCCCCCUUGUACUUCUUCUUCUUCUAACUUCCCUUUCCCUGUAUUCUCCCGCAUCUUUCUCUUCGAAUUUUAUUCACAGCGGCAGACAAAAACACAAUGAGAGAAGACAAAAAGAGCUCUGUGGGAGCGAGAUUACAGAAGAAGAAAGAUAAGCUGAAGAAGACUAAGAUUAAUCAGAAAGACAAAGAAGACAACAAAAACACAAUAACAGAGAAGCUGCCAUACGAGAAGACAGUUCAAUACAAAGAAGGAAAACGACCUCAAAAGAAGAAACAAGAGUUACCCGUUGAUUCCGAGUCUGAGUCCGGCUCUGAGUCCGAUCAUCAGAAAUUUUCUGAGGAUGAUGUAUCGGAAGAUUAUGAAUUGGUGAGACAAUCAGAGGUUGGAGAAAGUGAAUUCUCGGGAGAAGAGGUACAUGGUAACGUUAAUGAUGAUGGGGAUGAUUAUGAUCAUGGUCAAGAAGAUCACAGCUACAGUGAUGAGACUCACCAAGGGGUGGAAGAAAGCGAUUCAUCUGAAGAUGAGGUGGCUCCUCGAAAUACAGUUGGAGAUGUCCCCUUAGAGUGGUACAAGGAUGAAAAACACAUUGGAUAUGAUAUUUCUGGGAAGAAGAUAACGAAAAAGAAAAGACAAGAUAAACUGGAUUCAUUUCUUGCAAGUGUUGAUGAUUCAAAAAAUUGGCGCAAGAUUUAUGAUGAGUAUAAUGAUGAGGAGAUAGAGCUGACAAAAGAGGAGACAAAGCUUAUUCGUAGAUUACUCAAAGGAAAGGCACCGCAUACUGAGUUUGAUCCUUAUGCGGAUCAUGUUGACUGGUUUAAGCAUGAUGAUGCUUUACAUCCAUUGUCAAAUGCUCCUGAACCAAAGAGGCGGUUCAUUCCGUCAAAAUGGGAAAGCAAGAAGGUGGUUCAGUAUGUGAGGGCAAUUCGCAAAGGAUUAAUAAAGUUAGAUGAGCCAAAAGAAGAAGAGCAACGUUCCUAUCUCUUGUGGGGAGAUGAUUCAAGUGCAACAGAACAGGCUAACCGAUUAUCCUAUAUCCCUGCUCCAAAGCCAAAAUUACCAGGUCAUGAGGAAUCAUACAACCCUUCUCUUGAGUACAUUCCAACGCAAGAAGAGAUUAACUCCUAUCAGUUGAUGUAUGAUGAAGACCGCCCUAAAUUUAUUCCAAAACGAUUCACAUCAUUUAGAAGCAUCGCUGCAUAUGAGAAUGCUGUUAAGGACUCCUUUGAACGUUGUAUGGACCUAUACUUGUGCCCAAGAGUUCGGAGGAAGCGGGUUAAUAUUGAUCCUGAAAGUUUAAAGCCCAAGCUGCCAAGUCGAAAGGAUCUGAAGCCUUAUCCUGCAACUUGCUAUCUUGAGUAUAAAGGUCACAAAGGUGCAGUUAUGUCAAUAUCUACUGAUGCUUCAGGGCAAUGGAUUGCUUCAGGUUCUACUGAUGGAACUGUGCGUAUUUGGGAAGUUGAGUCUGGUAGAUGUCUCAGAGUCUGGGAGAUCAGUGAAGCUGUGCAGUAUGUGGCAUGGAAUCCUGUACCUGAGCUUCCUUUAUUGGCAGUUUCUGUGGGACAAGAUGUGCUGAUUUUGAACACUGGAUUUGGGAAUGAAGAAGACCAAAGAAAAAUCAGGGAGCUUCUGCAUGUUCAGACUCCGACAGCUCCAGAUGACUCUGACAACAUGGCUUCCAUUGUGAGUUGGCAUCGAGAUGACAAACAUGAUGGGAUUAGGUUGAAGCACUUUAAGACUGUGACUUCAGUUGAGUGGCACCGUAGAGGAGACUACCUUUCAACAGUGAUGCCAUCUGGUGAAUCUAGAGCAAUUCUCAUGCACCAGCUCUCUAAGAGGCUUUCCCAUCGAAUCCCUUUUAAGUUGCAUGGACUUCCUGUAUCAUCAGUAUUUCAUCCUACACGUUCUGUAUUCUUCAUUUCAACUAAGAAGAAUAUUCGUGUUUAUGAUCUGGUGAAACAAAAGCUCAUCAAAAAGCUUGAGACUGGGCUGCGUGAAGUCUCCUCAGUUGCAAUUCAUCCUGCUGGUGAUAAUUUAAUUGUUGGUAGCAGAGAGGGAAAAUUGUGUUGGUUUGACAUGGAUCUAUCCUCUAAACCUUACAGAGUUCUCAAGUGUCAUCCGAAAGAUAUUACAAAUGUGGCUUUUCACCGAUCCUACCCACUAUUUGCAUCAUGCUCUGAUGACUGUACAGCAUAUGUUUUUCAUGGAAUGGUUUAUUCAGAUCUUAACCAGAAUCCUCUUAUAGUUCCCUUGGAAAUUCUCCGAGGGCAUAAAUCCUCAAAUGGAAGAGGUGUUUUGGAUUGUAAGUUCCAUCCAAGGCAGCCCUGGUUAUUUACAGCAGGUGCUGAUUCAGUCAUUAGACUAUACUGCCAUUAAGAUGAUAAGAAGGAAGCCAAUGAUUCUUUUCACACUUUAAAUGACUGCAUACUCAGUAAUGGAACGAAAAGGUGAUCAAGGCCUUAGAGCUUAAAUGAAAAUUUCAACUUGUAGAAGAAAGAUUGUUUCACCAUUCCAGAUGGAGGAAUAAAGGACCUGAAUUUUGUACUGUGCAGUGGAAGGGUCGUUUAAACAUUAAAGAUACAUGGUGUAACUGAGUUAUUGUACCAGUUUAGUUAAUGAUCACUAAACUGGGCUCUAUUAUAAUUUUGAAAUGAAUUUUGAACAGCAUGCUUGCAU